Messenger RNA from Harmonia axyridis, 657 nucleotides. RefSeq lists its product as uncharacterized. The transcript is spliced from 3 exons. The record is from RefSeq and is a predicted model, not a curated record. NCBI's taxonomy places the organism in Eukaryota, Metazoa, Arthropoda, Insecta, Coleoptera, Coccinellidae. Bases 163 to 450 code for a protein of 95 amino acids.
UUUCAUGCUUAAUGCUUUCAUCUGGGUCAGAAACAGUUGGUAGGGUUAUACAUGGAGAUGGUCAGCUUUAUAUAAGGAUCACUUAUGGUACCGAGAGAGAAUCCACUUGCCUUUGAUCAAUAAACUUACCUACUGUCGGAGUGUGUUCAACGAAGCCGCAAAAUGAAAGCCGUAGUAUGUUUAUUGAUGGGAGUUUUAGCAGUAGCCCUUGCUUUUCCACAAAAGGAAGGAGGAGCAUACACAAAUGAAGCCAUAAGACAGGCUCAAAACACUCAACUUAUCCCCAAGGAUGCUCAAAUCCAAAAGGUGGAAGAGGGAAUAGAAAUUGGUGCUUAUGAAGGAAUUCCCGGAAACCAAAGAGUAAACCUCUUCGAAAUUUUGGGCGAUCAAUUCCCCUCUGAAGUUGUCAACAAUCUCCAACAACAAAUCGAUCAAGUCGGCAAAAAUUAAUUAUUUAUUUUAUGUGCGUAGUUCGUGAUAUUAUUUCAUUUCUUGUUACUUUUUUCUUCUCUUGUUACUUCUUAUUAUUUUAGUUGUAGUUUUUGUUCUAUUCUUCCCUGACAUUCUUCCAUUUCGAAGUGCCAAUUUCAUUUCUCAUCCUUUUGUACAUAGAAAUUCCGAAUAAAUGUGAUUUUUUUUAAUAAAUUUUAUAUUGAA